Messenger RNA from Aspergillus alliaceus, 1375 nucleotides. RefSeq names its product WD-repeat containing protein SWD2. Gene Ontology annotation, cellular component: Set1C/COMPASS complex. Gene Ontology annotation, molecular function: chromatin binding; protein binding. The record is from RefSeq and is a predicted model, not a curated record. Bases 141 to 1277 code for a protein of 378 amino acids. Lineage: Eukaryota; Fungi; Ascomycota; Eurotiomycetes; Eurotiales; Aspergillaceae. The transcript is spliced from 3 exons.
GCAAGCUCCAGCUCCGCAGCUCAAUAAACGGAGAGAAGGCAGCAAUACCUCUAAUUCGUGUCAGCUAUUCCCUGCUAUGGUCAAUUUGGCCUAGCCUACAAUAUUUACGGUCCUCCUCAUCCCGUCGCAGCGGCAUAACCAUGGCAGAAGUUUCGCAGCAGCAGCAGCCACCACCACCCCCUCUCCCGCCGCCGCAGUCCCAAUCGCAGCAGCAGGCACCUCUUCCCUGCCAGAAAGUGGCGGACAUUGCUCGUAGUUUCCGUCCCACGAAGGCGUUCAAAUUAUCGAAGCAAGAUUCGUCCAGUUAUGUAACCUCGCUAGAUUUUGACGACCAGGGUGACUACUUGGUAUCUUCAGGGGAUGAUGACACCAUUCAGAUCUUUGAUGUCAAGGAAGGCAAAUCCACAAAAUCGGUCCCCAGUAAAAAAUACGGAGCGCAUCUCGCGAGAUUCACGCACCAUUCCCGCCAGGUCCUUCACGCAAGUACAAAGGUUGAUGACUCUCUGCGAUUGCUUAACCUACACAAUGAAGGAUACGUGCGUUACUUCUCCGGCCAUACGGACAAGGUGACAUGUCUGGCUGUCUCCCCAGGCAGUGACGCCUUUGUCUCAUGUUCCAAGGAUAAUACUGUUGCGGUAUGGGAUCUCAGUUCGAGAAAUGCGCAGGGAAAGUUGAAACUUGCCACCCCGUACCUUGCUGCAUUUGAUCCUUCCGCUUCUGUUCUUGCAAUUGCGUCCCAGUCGACUUCAUCGAUAUUACUCUACGACUUCCGGAAUUAUGACAAGUCUCCUUUUUCUACUUUCGAUCUAGCGCCUUAUGAAGAAAGAUACACACCUUCUACAAGGGGAAGAGCCUGGACCCGCCUCGAAUUUUCAAAUGACGGGAAGCAUUUACUGGUCGGAACUGACUAUCACGGACAUUUCGUCCUUGAUGCCUUUGAAGGCUCUGUGAAGGCGUUCUUGGUUGGCAAGAAUGGCUCGCCUGGUAGAGCUGCUCCGGUUUCGACAACAGGAAAGCCACUCGGUCAGGGAGACGCUUGCUUUACUCCGGACGGACGAUUUGUUCUUGGAGGCUCUGGCGACCACCCGGAUGUUCUUGUAUGGGACCUGCAGCAGCCGCCAGAUUCCAAUUGCAUUUUACAGCCAAUGAGCAAGUUGCCCCACCGUGGCCGUACUGCUAUGAUCGAGUACAACCCGCGGUACAAUAUGAUGGCUACUGCUGAUAAGGACAUUGUCUUCUGGCUGCCGGAAGAGGGCUCGAGAGCCCCCGAGAAGUAAUACUAGUGCCCAAUGACUCCGGAAAAUCGGAGGGAGGUUACUGAAACCUUGAAUUUGGCUUUGCGGCGGCCUCCGUACCUGCUCGGCAAGUAAAAUGG